Messenger RNA from Uranotaenia lowii, 842 nucleotides. RefSeq names its product 1-acyl-sn-glycerol-3-phosphate acyltransferase beta-like. Gene Ontology annotation, biological process: phosphatidic acid biosynthetic process. The record is from RefSeq and is a predicted model, not a curated record. The coding region runs from base 1 to 792 and encodes 263 amino acids. The transcript has 3 exons. Gene Ontology annotation, cellular component: membrane; endoplasmic reticulum. Lineage: Eukaryota; Metazoa; Arthropoda; Insecta; Diptera; Culicidae. Gene Ontology annotation, molecular function: 1-acylglycerol-3-phosphate O-acyltransferase activity.
AUGGUUCUGCCGAUAACCUGGGAGUUCAGAAAUGGUGUUAUGUUGAAAGAUGUGCGAGGUGCUGUAGUUAUGUCUAAUCAUCAAUCGAUUUUGGAUAUUGGAACUCAGGCCACAAUCCUUUCGUACGGAACUAUGUUGCUUCCGAUAACCUGGGAGUUGAGAAAUGGGGACAUCCUUAGGGACGCCAAAGGGGCAAUCGUUAUGGUUAACCAUCAAUCGUUUCUGGAUAUACUGGGCCUGUUCGUGAUAUGGAACACCCUGAAGGAUCUGCUGACGAUCGCCAAGCGUGAAAUCCUCUAUCUGGUUCCGUUUGGUCCGGCGGCUUGGCUGGCUGGGGUGGUCUUCAUCAAUCGUAAGAAUCCGGCCUCGGCGAUCGCCACCAUGAACAGCUGCAAGAAGCGCAUGAUCGAGGAGGGCUUCAAGAUGUACAUGUAUCCGGAGGGCACCCGACAUCCUGGCCGGGGAAUGCUCCCGUUUAAGAAGGGUGGCUUCCACACGGCCAUCGAAACGGGACUGCCCGUAAUUCCGAUCGUCUACUCGCCGAUGUACUUCAUCGACGAUAAGAAGCGCAUGUUCAAGCCGGGUCACGUGAUCGCAACGGUGCUAGAUCCGAUACCGACCAAGGGACUGACGAAGGACGAUGUAGACGAUCUGGUGGAGCGGACGAGAAACGCUAUGCUGGCGGAGUAUGAGAAACUCUGCGCGGAAAUCGAUACCAAUCUGAAAAAUCCCGCAUGGGUGAAUCAGAAACGUCCCCGGUUGAAGAUCGUUGAUAGUAAAAAGACGUAUUAAGAGAUUAAAUUGGUUGGAGUUUUAUUCUCAAAGGAAUCGAAAUCCUUCUA